Molecule: messenger RNA, 2344 nt
Organism: Ziziphus jujuba (common jujube)
Lineage: Eukaryota; Viridiplantae; Streptophyta; Magnoliopsida; Rosales; Rhamnaceae
Product: membralin-like protein At1g60995
Exons: 14
Coding region: 149-2152 (667 amino acids)
Biological process (GO): response to endoplasmic reticulum stress; positive regulation of ERAD pathway
Cellular component (GO): endoplasmic reticulum
Source: RefSeq, a predicted model, not a curated record
CCAAACGCCCAAAACCACGACCAGGUAAAAAAAUAAAAAAUAAAAAAUUGAUUUUGAAUUUUCCAUCACGUUCUCGGGAAAAUCUGUGUUCCCCAAAAAAUUCAACCGGCGCUGAUGUAUUUCUAGAGAGAGAAAAAGAGAGAGAGAGAUGGAUCCGGAGCAGACUUUUAUACGAGUUCAAGAGCGCUUCUCCCAGAUGCUUACACCAAAGAUGAGAGCUGCUCUCGAGUAUAUUUGCCUCUUCGUCGCCAUCACUUUGUUCUGUAUUCUCGUUGUUAUGCACGCCAAUUAUGUUCAGCAGCCUGGCUGUUCCAGUGAGCUCUCUGGAGUUGAAACAUCUGAAGCACAACUUAUUCAAAUUAAGAUAACUAGUGCAGGAUUGUGGUCACAGAAUGAGUCUGAAUCUGAUAUGACAGAUGCUCUUGAAACAGAAUCUGCAAUGGAUAAAUUAGAAGUUUCUAAUGUGGAUGGAGAUGGAAUGACAUUUUCAGUUGCUAAAUUUUGGUUGAAUUGGAUUCGUUCCAAUGCUAGGAGGGGUAAAUUGGCAUUGAAGUUUUGGAAGUCUGAUACUGAACAUGAACGUCAAUCUGAUAGCUCUACCAAUAGUCAUGAUGACACUGUUAUUAAAACUGAUAAGGAAGAGACACGUGGUAGUUUUCCUUUGUCAGCCAAGGAGACAUUUAAAGCAGCAUUUCUUCAUUUUGGAAAAAAAUGGUACAGGCGUAUAUCGUUCAUUUGGAGACAUGCUGUGCAAAUUGUCAGAAGUUUCUCAAAGUUGUCGGAUAUUACAGGUAUACAUUUAAAUGUUGAUAUUCCAAAGUUGCUGCGUAUACUUCAUUUGGAUAAAGCGAACUCGUAUGCAGUGCAGUUUCUUGAGAAGAGAUGUAAAACGUUUGAGCCAACUUACUUGUACACUAUGGAAAAGGGUUACUUGUUGCUGCCUGAAGGUGCUAAAUCCCGGCAUAAUAUACUUACUGUCAACAUUAGCAUUUCAGCUCGACAUUCCUGCUUUGGGAACAGGUGGCAGCAACUUCUUAUAAACAGAUUUGUUGGAUAUGAUACGAUUUUGAUGAACAGUUUAUUAAGUUCUCCUGGUCAAGGUUAUCUGUACAAUUAUCAAUCGAAGGAGUUCUAUAAUCUUAGUUAUGCUCAAGAACCACCUGAAGGUCCUGCAAGAUUUGGAGACUACCUUGUGACCAAGUGUGGCGUGCUUAUGAUGUCACUUUUUGUUUUCUUUACAACUACUAUGUCAGUAUCAUUUACGUUGAGAGAGACACAAAGUCGCAUGCUGAAGUUUACAGUGCAGCUUCAACAUCAUGCUCGGCAUCGGCUUCCAACAUUUCAGUUAAUCUUUGUGCAUGUAAUUGAAUCUCUUGUCUUUGUGCCGAUAAUGAUUGGUAUCUUAUUUUUUCUUUUCGAGUUUUAUGAUGAUCAGCUGUUGGCCUUUGUGGUGUUAAUACUUGUCUGGUUGAGUGAGCUAUUUACACUAAUCAGUGUCCGCACACCCAUAUCGAUGAAGUUCUUUCCACGCUUCUUUUUGCUCUAUUUUCUGGUUUUCCACAUAUAUUUCUUUUCCUAUUCAUAUGGAUUCUCUUAUUUGGCUCUCUCUACAACUGCUGCGUUUAUGACACAUCUCAUUCUAUACUUCUGGAAUCGUUUUGAGGUACCUGCUCUACAAAGGUUUAUGCAAAAUCGACGGUCACAGCUUCAGCAACACCCGGACUUCCAAAUUACCUCCUCAACCAUCCUUGCUUCAACUCUGCACAUCACAAGAUUAAACACAAGAAAUCCUGGUGUAGUUAAUAACGACUUAACCUCAGGGCCUGGGUUGAGACCUGUUUUAGAUCAAACAGCACCUUCGAAUGGAGUGGAGGUUCCUGGCUCGCAACAGCAACCGGAAAAUAAUGGCAGCCCCGAGAGGGUAGGGAACCCUGUUCAGAUGCCAGAUCAAGCUGACUUUAGGCAAGCCGAUAACGGGCCAAACCCAGGGACUAUGAAUUCUUUCAGUUCACUGUUAUUAUGGAUAUUAGGAGGGGCCUCUUCUGAAGGCCUCAAUUCUUUUCUUUCCAUGUUCAGAGAUGUGAGAGAUCAAGGACAAGUUUAUGCUGAACCAACUAGGAAUGAAAACCAAACAAACCAGAAUGUAAGAUAGUGUUUGGCUAUAUUGCAUUUGAAGGGAUUCAGUAUUUGAGAUUACCUUUGAGGUUUAGUAUAGCAACGACUUUCUGAUAUAUGUUUUUGUAUAAAAAACAAUAUAAAUGUGCAAUAUAUACCCUAUUUGUCUGCUCAAGAAAAAUGAAAAAGAAAAAAGGAAAUUUCUUAAGCAGAUUUACAAUUCUAGUUA